AUGGGUUUCAUCGACGACGAAGUUAAGCGCCUCGGCGAUGUCAUUGCCUCCCUCGAGGGUCGCGUCAAGUCCCUCGAGGCCCGCGAGUUCAGCGGCAAGCCCACCACCACCGCCGAGCAGGUCCGCAUGAUCCUCAUCGGUCCCCCCGGUGCCGGCAAGGGCACCCAGGCCCCCAAGAUCAAGGAGAAGUUCAACUGCUGUCACCUUGCCACCGGUGACAUGCUCCGCGCCCAGGUUGCCAAGGGCACCGCUCUCGGUAAGCAGGCCAAGAAGAUCAUGAACGAGGGCGGUCUCGUCAGUGACGACAUUGUCAUUGGCAUGAUCAAGGACGAGUUGGAGAACAACAAGGAGUGCCAGGGCGGCUUCAUCCUCGACGGCUUCCCCCGCACCGUUCCCCAGGCCGAGGGUCUCGACGCCAUGCUCCGCGAGCGCAACCUCCCCCUGCAGCACGCCGUCGAGCUCAAGAUCGACGACUCGCUCCUUGUUGCGCGCAUCACGGGCCGUCUCGUCCACCCCGCUUCCGGCCGUUCCUACCACCUGACCUUCAACCCUCCCAAGGAGGCCAUGAAGGACGACAUCACUGGCGAGCCCCUCGUGCAGCGCUCGGACGACAACGCCGAGGCCCUCCGCAAGCGUCUCGAGACCUACCACAAGCAGACGGCGCCCGUCGUCGGCUACUACCAGAACACCGGCAUCUGGAAGGCCAUUGACGCCAGCCAGGAGCCCGGUCAGGUCUGGAAGUCCCUGCUUGCCAUCUUCGAUGGUGACAAGGCCAAGGCCAGCAACGCUGGUUCCGGUAUCUUGAGCAAGAUCGCUCACGCUGCCAAGAGCUCGUAA
Molecule: messenger RNA, 837 nt
Organism: Sordaria macrospora k-hell
Lineage: Eukaryota; Fungi; Ascomycota; Sordariomycetes; Sordariales; Sordariaceae
Biological process (GO): ADP biosynthetic process
Cellular component (GO): mitochondrion; cytoplasm
Molecular function (GO): AMP kinase activity; ATP binding
Source: RefSeq, a predicted model, not a curated record